Molecule: messenger RNA, 3750 nt
Organism: Helianthus annuus (common sunflower)
Lineage: Eukaryota; Viridiplantae; Streptophyta; Magnoliopsida; Asterales; Asteraceae
Product: polyadenylation and cleavage factor homolog 4
Exons: 7
Coding region: 675-3215 (846 amino acids)
Biological process (GO): termination of RNA polymerase II transcription
Cellular component (GO): cytoplasm; mRNA cleavage factor complex
Molecular function (GO): mRNA binding; RNA polymerase II complex binding
Source: RefSeq, a predicted model, not a curated record
GGAACAAGGCGGUUUUCUCGAGUAUCCAAAUCAAAGUGGAAGAUAUCUUCAGUGAGAUUAGAUUCGUGGGGUUUUUUUUGGUUUAAACAUAGAUCUUCUUUUCGGUUCAUCCUUUGAAACGAUUGGUGUAAGUUUAUAAUUAUGUAAGGUUGUUUGUUGUUGCUUUCCGGCCCGGUUUUAAGGUUCGGUUUUUCUAAUGAAGUUAUCCUUUAAAAAAAUAUAUAUAGGCAUACCACAUGACAUGCCUCAUGGUAAUAAUUUAGGGGUUUGAUUGGACGGUUGUGAACAUGGGCUUUGGGUCGAACAUCUUUCCUACUUUAUAAACCCCCAAUGAAUCCUUUCUUUAUAUCCAUCCACAUAUUGCCCCGACACAAACUAGCUUCAAAUCAGGAACACACCAUACCAAUGAUCAAUCUUCGUAUAAACUCUCUAUCAAUCACCUAAUCAUUUCUAUUUCAAGCAUCUUCACUUGUACCUCCUUUUCUUUCCUUGUAAUUUUUUCAUUUGUAUCUGUAAUCGCCGAUAGCUAGGGUUAGGGUUUCAGUUUCACUUUCAGUUUCGGAUCCUUUUGUUUGUUCUGUAAUAAUAAUUAUUCAAUUGUAAACAUGAAAUUAGCUGUUUGAUCGUUGUAUGUUUCUGUUUUUAUUUGAUUUUGAUUUUGAUUUGGUGAAAUAAUGGAGAUAAAUAGCACUUCUCGUGGUGGUAGACCGUUUGAUAGACCUGUUAGAGAUCCUGCAACAAUGAAAAAACCUAGAUUAAUGCGCGGCGAUAAUAAUGUUUCCAACGGUGGUGCUACUGCUAGGCCGGUUGUUGUUCAGCGGCAAUCCGUGUUAGGUUUUCGGUCGGAAACCGGUGAUUCGAUUAGAGACGGAGGAGGUUAUCAUCCGCAAGCGUUAUCGCAAGUGCAGCUGCAGCAGCAGCAUCAGGAGCUUGUGGAUCAGUACAGGACUGCGUUGGCUGAGCUGACGUUUAAUUCGAAACCGAUUAUUACUAACUUGACUAUCAUUGCGGGAGAAAACGCGCAUGCUGCGAAAGCUAUAGCUGCUACUAUCUGCAGUAAUAUUCUCGAGGUUCCGAGUGAUCAAAAGCUUCCAUCACUAUACCUUCUUGACAGUAUUGUGAAGAAUAUUGGCAGAGAUUACAUCAAAUACUUUGCUGCCCGAUUACCUGAGGUUUUCUGCAAGGCAUAUAGACAGGUUGAUCCUGCAGUACAUUCCGGAAUGCGACAUCUGUUUGGGACUUGGAAAGGUGUAUUCCCUCCUCAGUCACUACAACUUAUAGAGAAAGAACUUGGUUUCCAAUCAGUUGCAAAUGGAUCGUCUUCUUUAGAGCCCGACCCACAAUCUCAACGCCCUGCUCGAAGUAUUCAUGUAAACCCGGAGUAUUUGGAGGCACAACAGAGACUCCAACAGUCAAGUACGGCAAAAGGUCCAACGAGUGAUACAAACUUGAUUAACACACAUGAGAAUACCAAUAGACAAGGCAGGACAUCAGCCAAUAUUACUUCAAAUCCUCGGCUUAAGAUGUUGCAGAACAUUCCGCAGGCACAAAGAAAUGUGGGGAGUGUUAUCCGUGAGAAUGAACGUGCACCGUAUAAUGAUUUUGAUUCAAGUGAGAUAGUUAACGAGCAGGGAUUUGGCAAUUCGUUGUAUGGACCUGCGAGCAAUAGUACAGAGACUAUAUCGGGCCAUAGAAAUGGCUUCGACAUGAGAUCUGCAAAUGCCGAUGGCAAGUUACAGCCUACAAAUAACAUUACAAAAAGAAACGGUGAAUUAAAUAGGAGUUGGAAGCAUUCAGAGGAAGAGGAAUAUAUGUGGGAUGGCAUGAACUCACGAUUACCGAAUUCUGUCAAAUCUAGUGGUAACUCAAAGCGAGACCCCCGGUCACACCCCGGGCCUGAAAAGUUGGGUUUUCAGAAUCACCUCCAAAAGUCACAAGGGAUACAAGAUACGGGGUCAAGGGUUGAUAGAGAAGCUUCAACUGAUUCACCAUCAGUAGCAAGGCCACAAGGGCCGGCUUUCAACGGGGUAUCCACAUCUAUUAACUCCAUCUUAAAAUCUUCUUUGCAGCCACAAAUAGGGUCCUCUCACGUUGGAGCCUCGGGACUACUCGGGUUUCCUCCAAGUGCAGUAAAGCAACGGCAUACUCCCGGAGCUGCAUCACCGCUGCUCCACCAUCCUCCUACACCCUCGUUCCCAACUCAUACUUCAGGUAGAUUACUGAAUAAUUUUACGGGCCAAGAUGGUAAACCGGCUCUAUCUCGAGGGGAAAUAAACACAGGACUUUCUAAUCAGUCUCCUCAAGAUUCUUUCCAUACGGGUGAUUCUCAAAAACCCCAAAUGCAGCUGCCGUUAAAUACAAAAAAACAUGGACCUGUUCGGUCUCCAGCUACAAAGACGUCUUCUGAUGCGAACACAUUGGUUGGUUCAUCUUCGGAUCAUAUUAGAUCUCCUACUUUGCAAAAAGAAGCAGAAUUGCCACCUGUCUCGAGUCUUUUGAGUACGCUGGUUGCCAAGGGCUUGAUCUCUGCAUCAAAGGCCGAUUCUCCAUCUGACCAAACCCUGAAAAGAAACGCGGACCCGAAAAUUGAUACGCCGGCAGUACUUGUACCAGAAAAGACGAUAUUACCCCUUCCAAAGGACGAGCCAUCUGCUGUGAAAGGUAGUGUGGAUACCGAAGAUGUAAAAAGUGUUAUUGGUUUUGAAUUUAAGCCCGAUGUUAUUCGGAGGUCACAUCCUGCUGUUAUCAGCCAACUCAUUAUCGAUGAACUUCCGCACCAAUGCCACAUAUGCGGGUUAAGGUUUAAACUCGUAGAACGUUUCGAUAAACACAUUGAGUGGCACACACUUAAUAAUCCUGAACUGAACACUCCCAAUAAAGCAUCCAGGAGAUGGUUCACAAAAUCUGACGAUUGGGUUAAAGAGAAGCCUGAAGUGCGGUCUAGUGAUGAGACCACUGGUCCCGUGCAGAUUGACGGUGAGCAGAUGGUUGUUGCUGAUGAAAGCCAAUGUGCGUGUGUUUUGUGUGGUGAGGUGUUUGAUGACUUUUACUGGCAAGAAAUGGGCAAAUGGAUGUUUAGAAGAGCUGUGUACCUCAACACCAAAGAUGAAAAUAUUGGUGAUACUUACGGUCCCAUAGUGCAUGCGCAUUGUAUAUCCGGAAAUUCCCUUUCAGAUUUGGGCCUAUCCAAUGAUGUUAAUAAAGAAGGCGAGUAAUGCUUCCAAGUCAAACCGCGUAGAGCAUCAUAUGAUGAAGCCGAAAGCGAGUUAAAACCAGGUUUGGUAUUGUACUGCAGAUACAUGCUUAGAUUGUUAUGCGUCUAUGCCUUCAAAUUUGGUGCAAAUGCUGGAAACACAUGCAUCAUCUGUUUUCUAAAUUUACCUUUUUUGGUCAACCUUUGACAGAUAGAAAAUUAAUACAUCUCUAUGGUCUCGCACCAUAUCUUUACUUAUAUCGUUAACUUACUGCUUGUUCAUUUCUCGUUUGUUCGUUUUUUUUUUCUUUCUAAACUCUAUAGUUUUGACUUUCUUGAAAGCAAAAAUGGGCUGCAAGUUCCAGCAUCUUGCAGCAUGAGAGAAAGCAGUGUGUAAUUGCUGAAGACAUGGGUUGUAUCCAUAGAAAUAAUAUAUAUGGUUUUGGUUUGUGUUCGCUUAUCGGCAGCAUCAUGUGUUCAUUAAAGUUAAAAACAUCAUCGAAUUUGAAUGCUAUUUUAUUAGUUGUGAUAUGCUAUACAUUAAUGAACUUUAGUUC